Molecule: messenger RNA, 1518 nt
Organism: Komagataella phaffii GS115
Lineage: Eukaryota; Fungi; Ascomycota; Pichiomycetes; Pichiales; Pichiaceae
Exons: 1
Coding region: 1-1518 (505 amino acids)
Source: RefSeq, a predicted model, not a curated record
AUGGAUAUUAGUAUUGAAGAGCUGGUAAGAGAAACACAGAAUCUUACGACUACAGGAUCGUCUGACAGAAGAUCAUUAUACCUAAUUGAGAGCAACUACAGGCAAAUUAUACAAAGAAUAUCCUUUGAGCCUUCCCUUGAAAGCGUGCGUCUGCAUAUAGAUACGAUACAUCCUUUGGUUUCUGCGCUAUCGUCAUCUCAUCAACAUGACAGAGCAAUUCAAGGAAAGCUAUUGCAACAUCUGAAUACACUGAUUAUGUUUCACUUCUGGCAUAAACGAUUCGCCGGAAACAUCUUGGAACUGUCAAAAAAUGAUCAGGUUCUCAGUAUAUGGGAGCAGGCAGUUUCGAAUCAAGAAGACACUCAAUUUAAUGAAAAUUGUGGUCCGGGAAUCCUGAGUCUUAGAGAAUAUCAUUCCAUUGGAUUGCAGGAUAUGAGUACUCACAAUGUCAUCCCUCAUCAGAGAUAUAUUCUAAAGCUUUUGCUCACUGUGAGAUCGUACUUUUUAACUCCAAAUGAAGUUGAUCUGUUAAAAUUGCACGCAAAAUCUGCAGUGGGCCAUGAGUUGGUAUGUUGGUUUAUAAUAAUGAGUGAUAUUAAACCUAGCCUUUUAUUACAUCGAGAGUUGCAAUUCUCAAUUGACAAGAAUUCUCUGUGGCUAAAUGGACUAAUUAUGAAAUCUCCACCGGUGGAUUUUGAACCACUAGUAAGGCUAUUGCACACAAAACCUUUUUUCCUAUUCAAACACAAGGCAUUGCUUCAACACGUGUGCGUAUCCUUAACACAGAUACUCCAUACUUCUAAUAAUGUGAUAGACGAAUACAAAGAUGUUCACUCUGUGUUGUGUCUACAAGCAUUUCUUAUUCUGAUUGGGGAUAUUCUAGUUACAGCACUAAACAACUGGCGAUACAAACUUAAAUUAAAUAAUCCGAAUCUAGAAAAUGAACUUUUGGAUGGUCCGCCUGUUGGUUGGAUAAAUCAAUACCGAUUAAAUGGAUUCUAUUCCAAUGAGAGAGUAAUCCAAGACACUCUGAUGUCAAUAAUCAUUUGCUUGCAACAACAAACCCGUCAUCUAAUCAAAGGGUUUGAUGAGGCUUACCUUCAAUUGCAGAUAAACUCAUUGCUGUCCACUGCUGUAUUAUGUGAGAAUAUGGGUGAUGAAUCUGGUCUUCUCCACUCAGCUAACAUGGCUGUUUGGGCAAAGGUGGUACAAUUAUACGGAGAUCAGGCAAUAGUGAAAUUGUUGAAUAUGGCUACUGGACGAUGCUUCAAGGAUGUACGUCUAGUAGGAGCCGUGGGAAGAUUGCUGGCAGAACCAGUUGGCACGUCGCAACAAUCCCCAAGAAAUGAAAUAAGUGAAAACGUAACGUCAAAGACAGCAAUGGAGUCAAUAUUGAUAACACCACUGGCAGAGCGGUUCGUACGUCGUUUUGGAGCCGAUAUGAGGCUCAGCGUGCUAACAGCACGAUUGACAAGAAGACUCUCGAGUGACAGUAGGUUGAGUAAAGUAUUCGCUUAG